AUGGCGGAAUCUGCAAAAUUUCACGCAUUUUUGGGACCGGUGUGUGACUAUGCAAUCGCCCCGGUGUCUCGAUACGCCGGAGUGUGGGGCAUCCCCGUAUUGACGACCGGAGGUCAAGCGGACGCAUUUCUGCAUAAGGGUGAACAUUACCCAACGUUGACCCGCAUGAUGGGCUCGCACCGUCUCGUGGGCGAAGCACUCAGACACAUACUCCACAGUUUUGGGUGGACAUCGGCGGCUCUUAUUUACCACAACCACGCAAUGGAGAGUAGCAAGGGACAUUCCGAGUGUCAUUUCACUCUCAGCGCGGUAUUCUCAGCUCUCAACAAAACAUCAGUACACAAAAGCUUCAAUCAAGAGACCAACAACUUCAAUGACUACCGGAAUCUGCUUACCUUCGUUUCACAUUCUGCAAGAACUACCGGGCCCCUUCCAUCAUUACCUUCUCUCAGUCCAUCCGUUUGGCUUGAAUUAAGAUUCACUAGUAACUUGAUCGCAAGGCGAUAG
This is a messenger RNA of Cotesia congregata, 507 nucleotides long. Lineage: Eukaryota; Metazoa; Arthropoda; Insecta; Hymenoptera; Braconidae. The record is from the annotation of a GenBank genome assembly.